Peromyscus maniculatus bairdii (prairie deer mouse) is the source of this 1667-nucleotide messenger RNA. Lineage: Eukaryota; Metazoa; Chordata; Mammalia; Rodentia; Cricetidae. The record is from RefSeq and is a predicted model, not a curated record.
UGCUCUUGGAAAGAGAACCCCAACAAAUACACCCGAACCCCAGUCUGUGGAUGUGCGCACCAUCCGGAGGUGCAAUCCAGGGGCGCCCCCCAAUCCCAGCAGCGUGCCCUCCGGCUUGAGGAAGUUGGGGUUCAUCCCGCCCACGCCCACCAACGGCGGCGACCCUGCCCGCUGUCCCUGCCCACGCAGCGACAAUGCCUCGGUGAUGGUACCCCCCUUUUCUUCCCAGGCUAGGGUGCCGCCGCCCCCCGCGACUCUGCGUCCUUUGUUGCCCGCGCGCCCCCAUCGCGCGCGCGUCCCCAGAGCUGCGCCUACCUUGGAGCUCCAGCAAGCCACCAGGACCCGACACCCCUUCGCCUCUUCUCGGUCCGCGCGCCCCGGAAACGAGGAUGCUGCGCCGGUCCUCGCACGCCGCUCCCCUAACCCGGUCUCUGCGCUCCGAGUCCGGGCCUCCUCGCACACGAUCUACAGCCAGAAGGGGACAGAGGGAGGGGCCGAUCCAGUAAGCCCGGCUUCUUCAGCCUGCGCGCCCCGAGGCGGAGCCGAGCCGAGUCGAGCCGAGCGGAGCCGAGCCGAGCCAGGAGGAAGCCGAGUGGAGCGGAGCCCAGCCGAACGGGGCGGAGGCGAGAGGAGCCGAGCGGAGCGGAGCCGAGCCCCGUGGAGCCCUGCCAAGGCGAGCCGAGCCCAGCCGAGAGAAGCCGAGCGCCAGGAAAGCGCAGCGGCCGGAGAGCGAACAAAAGGGGCCGGCGUACGUACGGGCAGGCGCAGGAAGGUGACUGGUUCCUUCAGCUCCGUGACAUUGUAGUUGAAAAUGAUGAUUCAAAGGCCUCUCCAUCUGGCAAAUCAGAAAUGCUUCGUAUUUUACAUUAUGGUUAGUAUUUUGACUAACUUUUCUACAUACAAGUUUCUUGACAGUCCUUCAUAAUUGCAUUAUAGAAGCAACUAUGUCAUAAAUAGUUAGCUUGACAUUUAGCUGAAGUAUUCAUAUUUUGUUUAAUUUCACAAUGAAUCGCCCCAGAAUGGAAAGACUUACAGAUAAGUUUGAAAAAUACUGGAAUUAGAUUCUCAGGUUCUAUUAAAUUGUUAUGUAUAGCUUGCUUUAAAAAAAAAAAAAAAAGGCCUGGACGAAACAUUGUGGAUACAGCAAAUCAUUAACCCUGUGUGCUCCAGCUACGGUGGGCCCAGGGGGCGGGGAGUGGGAAAUCCAUGGGAGUUUUCUGUUACUAAACCACUCCGGCUCCUCCUGGAAAUAGGCAUUAAAGAAACUUAAAAAUCCAAACGCCACUGUGUGGAGAUUCUGAUUUGAAUGAGGAUGGUAGCCUCUGCCCAUUGGAUCUGAGGUAGCCUAGCCUUACAGCUGAGCCCUCGCAUCGAGGUGGGCGUGGUGUCGCCAUGGAGACGCCUGCUGAGCUGGCCACCACCCGGCUGCUUCCAGACACGUGGACUUGGCUGGUUCCGGAUUCUUCCUGCCUUGGAGGAAGCCGAACAUCUAUGCCUCUGGUUGGUACCGCUGUGGAGGAAGGGAAGCUGACAUCUUGAGCAGGAGGCGGGGCUCUGCUACCCGGGGACCGGAGCUGGGCUUCUGAGGUCCUGGGAGUUUUUCCUUUGCAGCCUUCCGGAUUUCCUGAGAGGCCUCCCUCUGUAAAUAAAACUGCAUAGAUUGAGCU